AACGGAUCUACUACUAGUAUGUACACAGUAAUCUGUUCAACGGAGCCGUACUUCGUCCUCCGUACUCCGUACAAUAGCGCUUUUUUAUAUUCUUUUAUCUUUUUUAUCUUCCUCCCUUCUUUUCAUCUGAUCCCUUUUUGUGCGGGCUUCAAUUCGUCCAUCCAAAGCCAAUGAACCCAGCCAGACGGCCCAGUCAGCUCGUCGGCCGCGAUGGCUCCUAAGAAAGCAUCCUCGUCAUCCAAAAAGAGCACCACCAAGGUGCCCGCCAACGACUCCUCCCCCACCAUCUCCACCGCCACCUCCACAUCCACCAAGGAAUCCUUCGAGGCCGACCUGCGCGCUCUCGCCGCCAAAGCCCGCAACGAGACCUUUGCCAACCGCGCGCGCGCCCAGGCCCGCAUCUACCUCUGGUCCGCCACCCUCCUCACCCUGCUUGCCCUCUCCUCAGUCGUAUCCCAGCUCGCGCUGUCCCCGGUCUAUGGCUCCAUCCCGUCGGCGAGAUGGCACGCGAAACUGCUCAUGGCCGCCUGCUUCGUCGGCUGGUCGUCUAACCUGUUCCUCGACCGGACGCUGCCCUUCCGGCCGGAGCACCUGCUGCCCGUGAUCGCGCUGUGGACGCCCGCGGUGCACUUCUUCCUGGGCUCGGUCAGCAGCUCGCUGACGGCGGCCUGGGGCCCGCUCGUGACGGAGGCGCUGACGCUGUUCCCGCUGGUCGGCCUGUCGGCCGCGUGCGUCGCCACCUCGCUGGACGGGGCGGACCUGUCGGCGCUGCCCGGGUGGCUGGCCGACGCCGCGCCGGGCUUGGGCUCGUACGCCUUCUUCAGGGCGGCCGAGAAGGUCUUGGGGGGUCUGGUGCAGCGUUUCGUGGGCAGGUCGCUGCUGACCACGAGGACGGGGCUGGAGGUGGUUCUGGGCGCCCUGUACGCGCUGGUCGCGCCGUCCAAACUGCUGCUGCUCGCCCUGCCGGCCGUCUUGCACACGGCGCUCUUCAACACGCACGUGCCGACCUCGACGGCGCUUGCGAGGCUCAACAGCGGCCUCGCGGAGACGGGAUACGUGGUGCUGGAUAGGGCCGAGUCGAUCACAGGCUAUGUCUCGGUCAUCGACAGUCCCAAGGAGGGUUACCGCCUAUUACGAUGCGACCACAGCCUGCUGGGCGGCGAGUGGGUCAAGCUCAUCGGGCAAGGGCGGCUCAAGGGUAAUCAGGUGGCCGAGCCGGUCUACAGCGUGUUUGCCAUGCUGGAGGCAGUCAGGCUGGUCAAGACGCCCGAGCCGAUCGUUGACAGCGAGGCGAAGGCCCUCGUGAUCGGACUCGGCGUUGGCACCACACCGGCUGCCCUCGUGGCCCACGGCAUCGACACCACCGUGGUAGAGCUCGACCCCGUAGUGCACAAGUUCGCUUCCCAGUACUUCCACCUCCCUAGCAACCACACUGCCGUGAUCGAAGACGCAGUCACCUACACCUCGCGGCAGGCGGCCGACGAGGCCGCACCCCGCUAUGACUACAUCAUUCACGACGUGUUCACGGGCGGUGCCGAGCCCAUUGCCCUCUUUACUUACGAGUUUCUGCAGGACCUGCACUCUCUUCUCAAACCCAACGGUGUGAUCGCGAUUAACUAUGCCGGCGACUUUGCCCUGCCCCCUCCCCGCAUCGUUGUCAACACGAUCAGAUCCAUCUUCCCCGCGUGCCGCAUCUUCCGCGAGCACCCGCGCGACGAAGAGCUGUUCGCCAAGUCCGGCGGCGACUUCACCAACAUGGUCAUCUUCUGCACCAAGCAGGCCGGCGGAAAGCUCGCGUUCCGCCUGCCGGGCGCGCGGGACCUGCUGAACAGCCCGUCGCGGGAGGCCUCCCUGCUGCCGCGGCACGAGGUGAAGGACGCGGACUUUCUCGCCGGCGAGGCGCAGGCGGGGGGCAUCCUGAGGCGGAACGAGACGGACCGGCUGGAGAAGUGGCACGAGGUGAGCGCGGCUGGGCAUUGGGCCGUCAUGAGGACGGUGUUGCCGGAUGCGGUCUGGGAAGCGUGGUGAGGGGUAUGUGUACCGAUGUACGUAUGGGAGCGGGAAAAGGGCAGGAGUAAUAGCCAUGAAUAUGACGACACGUGCUGAGGGUGACUGACAUAUGAGGAGUUGAUAAGAGGGGGGGCGCGGGUUAUAGAGGGGACCGUAGAUCCGGGAAUGUGACGCCGAAAGAGGAACCCAGCAGCAUAGAGAGGACAAUGCCUACCGUACGUUGCAGGCUCAGCAACGUUCUACAGAGAAAAACUCGACCGCACUGGUAGGUAGGUCUACUUAUCACCACGCGAACGAGCGACUUUUUUUCUUCCCCUCUUCCC
Messenger RNA from Thermothelomyces thermophilus ATCC 42464, 2333 nucleotides. RefSeq lists its product as uncharacterized. The record is from RefSeq and is a predicted model, not a curated record. Lineage: Eukaryota; Fungi; Ascomycota; Sordariomycetes; Sordariales; Chaetomiaceae. The transcript is spliced from 3 exons. The coding region runs from base 211 to 2028 and encodes 605 amino acids.